AUGUCUAAAACUGCAAGGGUUGAAACUGACCUUCAAAAGGAAAUUGUUGAAGUUGACAUUCCAGACACUGAUACAACAACUGAUCAACCCAUUCUAGACACUGGUCAUCAAUUAGAGACCGGUGAUUAUGAAGGGUUCCUUGAUCUUGGAACUAAUAGUGACAUUGAUUAUGAUAAUGAUCAGCUCAAUCCUCGAAAGAGGAAUGCUUCCUUCUUAAGGGGAGCUCAUGAUGCUGAAGAUAGAAGUUCUUCCACUGCUGGUGAUCCUUCAGUACCCCCUCCUUCCAAAAAAAAGCAAGAAGAGCAAGCUUAUCUUUGA
Messenger RNA from Lactuca saligna, 318 nucleotides. Lineage: Eukaryota; Viridiplantae; Streptophyta; Magnoliopsida; Asterales; Asteraceae. The record is from the annotation of a GenBank genome assembly.